Bicyclus anynana (squinting bush brown) is the source of this 1647-nucleotide messenger RNA. RefSeq lists its product as uncharacterized. Lineage: Eukaryota; Metazoa; Arthropoda; Insecta; Lepidoptera; Nymphalidae. The coding region runs from base 107 to 790 and encodes 227 amino acids. The record is from RefSeq and is a predicted model, not a curated record. The transcript is spliced from 4 exons.
AAAACAAACCACCAACACUGUACAUUGACUAUCCAAAGGAUUCGCUUGUGUCGAAGUUUGUCCAGUAUUAGCUCAAACUGGUUACGUAGUGCAAUACAAAGUAAACAUGAGGAGAUUUGUUAUACUCAGUGCUGUCAUACUGCAGAUUUCGUGGUGUUAUGCUUACCCAGGUCCAGCAGGUGUAGGAGCCUACGCGUAUCAGGACUCAAACGGCCAUAGGUACGGUGGAACUUACGAUCUGAAGGACAAUAUCAAUCCGUUCCGGGACCCCUUCGCGAGCCCCUUCAACGACGUCGACGCAUUCUUCCCCGAUUACUUUAGGAACUACGAGAAUCUACUUCAACAGAUUUUCGCUGAUAUAGAGACCCAAAGGUUAGCGUCAUAUGCUGCUCAGAAAGCAUAUGAUCUAACAUUUAACCAAGCAGGUUACCAUACGAAUUUCCUUAGGUUCCCCAAUUUUGGCGGAUUCCCAUUCUUUGGAGCAGGACCGAUGCCAUUUAAUAUGCCCCACGGUAGCCAUAAUGCAGCCUUCGCUGGCGCUGCCGCUGGACCAGGAUACAGGCAUCAAGUUGCUGGUAUUGACCCAAUCAACUCGAAUAUCCCAAAUGUGAAUGUAGUCGAACGCUUCAACGAUGAAGAAAGGAGUAAUAACCCCGGGAAGUUCUACAGCGUUUCCAGCUCAUCGUUCGCCUCGUCUUCCAACAUCGAUGGCAAAGUCGCAGGUCACAGAGAAGCUGAGACUGUUGUGAAUGACAAUGGAAAAAUUACCAAGUACAAGGUCCACAGUUAAACAACUGAACCGACAGUCCAAGCCUUAAAUUGAGUUAACAAACGUAACAUCAUUUCUUGUCUGUCUGUACCGUGUCUACCAAAUGUAUAGUGCUCGCCACGGAUCUAUAAGUUUGUGAAGUUAGCUGCGGAAUGAGUAUAUAUUGAUUCAUUGCGCAGUCAUUUGUUGCUGACUUCACAAACACAAUAUCUCGUAGCAGGCACUGUAUGUCCAUAGUUUUAUAUAUUUGAAAUCCUAUAAGCCCUCAUACGCACGAGAGUUUUUUGAACGGGCGUUCAGAUAUGGUAUAAAGUUAAAAUAAAGGUCUAUUUCCAUCGGCCAAAAUUGAAAAUGCAACACUGCUCGAAAUAAAGUGUCGUGUUUUAAAAACGUUGUCGUGUGAAUAACUUACAUAAAGUUUAUGUAGUGUUUAAUAAUAACUUUAGCGAAAACAAGUGAAUACAAAAUUACAAGCGUCUUUAGGAAAGUUUUCGUUCGCAAAAUUUUGGGUAAACGGUAAAAUAUUUUACCGUUCAUCCGAAAUGACAUAAUUCUACUUAACCAAUUGCAUAUUUUUAAUAAGUAAAAGUACUUAUAUAAAUCAAACGACAGACAAAGAAACGUUUGUUUAAUUCAAGAUUAUGGGCUCUGUAAUCCCUUGUAGCGCCCGAAAAUUGUUGACCAGUAUUUUGUAUUUAUUAAUAUUUAUAUUUGCAGUUUAAAAUAUUUCUUAUUAAACAUUGUAAAAAUUAACAUGCGUCUAAAUAGGCUGUGAUUGUAAUGUUGUUAAUUUGAAAUGUUAAUAAACCAUGAAACGAUGUUUAUUGGUAAUACUAGAAUUUACUAAUAAAUAUGGAUGUGAGUUGGCGCUUCAAAAA